Messenger RNA from Apis laboriosa (Himalayan honeybee), 579 nucleotides. RefSeq names its product cuticle protein 7-like. The record is from RefSeq and is a predicted model, not a curated record. The transcript is spliced from 3 exons. NCBI's taxonomy places the organism in Eukaryota, Metazoa, Arthropoda, Insecta, Hymenoptera, Apidae. Gene Ontology annotation, cellular component: extracellular matrix. Bases 1 to 579 code for a protein of 192 amino acids.
AUGAUUACACUUUCGAAUCAGAUCGCAUUUAUUCUGAUUAGCCCUUGUCUGGGGAACAUAUCACAUCUUUUGUCAGAAUCAUCUACAACGACUACUCCACCAUCGCUUCCUAAACCUUAUAGCUUUCAUUAUCAAGCAGGACGAUAUCCUGGAAAUAUAGAUCGUGUUCAUCAAGAAAGUGGAGAUGGUACUGGACAUGUUCAAGGUUCUUAUUCUUUUAUCGAUCCCAAACAUAAAAUACGAACAGUACAAUAUAUAGCCGAUGAAAAUGGAUUUCAUGCAUCUUUAAUAAAUUAUGAAGAUACAGUUAUUCAACCUGUCGAUUCUGAAACAGUAAGACUCGCGAAGGAAAAACAUUUUCGAUUGUAUCAAAAGAUAGCUGAAGCAAAUGCUCAUGGUGUUCCGAUCAAUCUUCCACAAGAUUCUGCAAGUGUGGAGAAAGCAAAGGAUAAACAUAUUCAACUUUACCAAAAAAUCGCCGAGGAACAUGCGGCAAUUGCAGCUCAAAGGGAAACUGAACGAUUAGCCUAUGAAGCUACUUCUGUAGUAAACGAUGUAAAUCUCGAUCAUGCGUACUAA